This is a messenger RNA of Stegodyphus dumicola, 918 nucleotides long. Its product is annotated as guanylate cyclase 32E-like. Gene Ontology annotation, molecular function: adenylate cyclase activity; protein kinase activity; ATP binding. Lineage: Eukaryota; Metazoa; Arthropoda; Arachnida; Araneae; Eresidae. The record is from RefSeq and is a predicted model, not a curated record. Gene Ontology annotation, biological process: receptor guanylyl cyclase signaling pathway; protein phosphorylation; intracellular signal transduction. Gene Ontology annotation, cellular component: plasma membrane.
AUGGCAAGAAAAUUUCUAACAGUUCUAGAGGCUCUUGAAUAUAUGAAUCCUUUUUCCAUUGAAGAAAUCGAUGAGUCUGAAAUAAUAAUUAUUAUCCCUGAAUCUGAUUACGUUAGGGAUGAAAAACAGAUAGGUGCAAUGGGAUAUAUGGUAUACAUGGAUGAGAACGGAGAUGCAGAAGGAAAUUACACUCUGAUUGCCAGAAAGCCAUUUCCUGGAAUUCAAGGAGAAUAUGGACUGUAUCCUGUGGGAGUGUUCCAGCUGCACGAAAACCGCUCAGCCAUGCCUGUUCUCCAAGUUCUGACAGACAUUGAUUGGGUUGGAAGAAGUCCACCAAGUGAUGAACCGCCUUGCGGCUUUCAUGGAGAGAAAUGUGUCAUGUGGAAAUUGGCAAUCGGUGUGACGGGAGGCCUAGUCUUAGUGCUACUUGUAGGGAUUUUAGUGGCAUAUAAGAACUGGGCAUAUGAACAAGAACUGGAUAGCCUUAUAUGGAAAAUAGAUUACAAAGAUAUAGAAAUAAAUGAAUAUACUCCGACUGCGACUCUUGGAAGAAUUUCAAGGGGUCUUCAUCCCUUUAUACGUUCGAGUCAAGUAUCUCUUAGUUCAAAUGCAGAAGCCGAUUUUCGUUAUACUAGCAUCUUCACGACAGUUGGUAUCUACAAAGGACGUAUGUUUGCUAUCAAAAGACUUCGUAAAAAGAGUAUUGACAUCACCCGAAAAAUGAAAAAAGAAUUAAAAACAAUGCGUGAUUUACGUCACGAUAAUUUAAAUCCUUUCAUUGGGGCUUGCAUUGACCCUCCCAACAUCUGUAUUGUGACGGAAUACUGUUCCAGGGGAAGUCUCAAGGAUAUUCUGGAGAACGAAGACGUGAAGUUAGACAAUAUGUUUAAUGCGUCGCUGAUUGGAGAUAUAGUCAGG